CCGUCAUCACCCCGCGCCCGCUGGGGGCGGCCCUGGCGGCGGCGCGGCGGGCAGGAUGGCGGCCGCCUCGCUGUGGAAGGGGCUGGUGGGGAUCGGCCUGUUCGCGCUGGCACACGCGGCAUUCUCGGCGGCACAGCAUCGAUCCUACAUGCGGCUGACGGAGAAGGAGGACGAGACGCUUCCCAUAGAUAUAGUUCUUCAGACUCUGUUAGCCUUUGCAGUUACCUGCUAUGGGAUAGUACAUAUCGCAGGAGAAUUUAAAGACAUGGAUGCCACUUCAGAACUAAAAAAUAAGACAUUUGACACGUUAAGGAACCAUCCAUCUUUUUACGUAUUUAAUCAUCGUGGUAGAGUAUUGUUCCAGUCCCCAGACACAGUGAAUUCUUCUUCAAACCAAGAUGCUUUGUCAUCCAGCUCCUCACUGAAAUAUAGAAAACUCGAACCUCUGCGCCGCUAAGACUUGGACAGAUUCUAACAGUACUCCAGGACGCUGAGCUGUAAUAUUGAAGUCGGGGAUGUAAACACUUGUUUUUUUAAUUUCUGGAGCAGUAUUUAUAUUGAUCUUCCAGACUUUAUAAAGUAUAUAUAUAUAUACAUAUAUAUAUAUAAAAAAACUAAGGACCUUCUUUGUACGCUGUUAAUGAAAUCGAAUUGGCAAUGCGGUGUAAAUUAUUCUACAGUUACGCUGUGAAACACAUCUUCAAACUUUCACAUACAACCAAAGCUGCAGGUAACUUAACUUCAGCUACAACAAAAACCAGGCUAGUUUGUCCCACCCUUACUGCUCUUUGUUAAGGGGGAGCGUUGCAGCGCUGUUUAUUCUCUCUGUUUGCUUGCACUACAGUUUAUAGAACUCCUUCAGAAAUACUGUGUGCGCUGCAUUGCUCACCGGCACUAUAAGGGCAGCGUUUCCUGUUCCUACAGCGCCACAGAGACCUGCGCGGUGUAGGUACAGGAAGCCAGAACGGCUGCAUUUGGUUUUAUGAUACCAGAGAGUAGUUUCGUGAAGGGUUUGGUUUGGGGCUUUUUUUUCCUCCCCCCUUAAUGGUUCAUUAUCACACGAUUUCCUUGUUGCCCACCUUUCUUUAAAAGCAAGCUGUCCCACGUUGCCCCCAUUUACCUGGGAUGUGGCUGUUCAGUUGGUGCCCACGUGGCAGAGGCAGCGCACUGCUGAUCACAUCCAUCAUCUGCUGUGCUCACUUUGCUCACCCAGUGCAUUUUCAUUCUGUGACUGUGAGUACAGACAGCUGAAUGGUGUGUUAGUGCCUCAGAACGGUACCAGCUCCCAUUUUCUGUGAGGUAUUUAAGUGUCAGUAAGCAGCAUCCCUUCUGUAAAGGUUACAAGGGCAAGGUCCAGCAGCUGUAUCUGUUUACUGGCAUUAAUACAGUACAGGUAUCCAGCUAAUUAUAGUGCAGUCCCCCCUUUUCUGUCUAAAGAGCCAUUAAAAUCAAUUUCUUUUUCUAGCUGAGCCCUUUGGUGAUUUAAAAUGACCGUCUUGAUUGCGUUUAUUAGGACAGAUGAUACAGUCCUAAACUACCGACUUCUAAAUUAUGAUCUCCUCUCUGGGGCUGAAUCAGUGCUAACGUUUUCCUUGGUCUGGCAUUUCAUUCCAGCAGCAGAACACUCUUCUCCCACCCACCUGGCACAGCAAGGAGAGGGCAGUGCGAGAUACUGUUGGGGCCAACUAGAACUUUGCAUAGUCUGAGGCUGGUGUCUCACUGCCUCUGUGCGAUGUCAGCCUUUUGUCCUAACACCUGUUUUUUAAACAGCUAAGAAACGUCAAAGGCAAAAAGCUUAGCAAAACUACUGUGUAAAGUGAUAGAAAGUAGAGCUCUUUCUAGCUCUCCCCAUCCUAUGGAUCGGGUGCCCCAGUGCUAGAGCAAUACCCGUAGCUGCUGCUCUACAAUCACCCUGAAACAUCUGGGUUUGGUAGGAAGGGGUUACUCUGCCAAUUAAAACCUUCAGUGUUCUGGUUCCCCCCCCUAGCUGGUGUCAGGGAGGGAAAAUGAGGCCGAAGGUCUGUAACCAAUGUACCAGACUGAUCCUGCAGCUGUGGUUGGCGGUGAGCCAUUGGGAGAGGGUAUCUUAGAGCAAGGCUGCUCACUUAUAUGUCUAAGAAGCCCCAUUCGUGCUCUGGUAAGGCUACGCAGGCCUGUCCAAGGUGGGUGGUGCUGCCAUCUGACAGUUCUAAGUCAUUCGUGGAGAAAAACAUCAGUUCCUCAGCUGUGAUUCGUGCUGGGAGCACCUUGUUGGCUGCACCAGGUCGCUGUGGUGUGACAAGUAGCCUUACUCUUCAGCAGCAAUGGUGUACAAAGCUGUACAAACUAUUUUUUCUUAUUGAUCUCGCAACGUCCAAUAAAAACUGAUAUCUUAAAAGCG
Molecule: messenger RNA, 2380 nt
Organism: Coturnix japonica (Japanese quail)
Lineage: Eukaryota; Metazoa; Chordata; Aves; Galliformes; Phasianidae
Gene: MMGT1
Product: membrane magnesium transporter 1
Cellular component (GO): Golgi apparatus; EMC complex; plasma membrane
Source: RefSeq, a predicted model, not a curated record